Molecule: messenger RNA, 2344 nt
Organism: Ahaetulla prasina
Lineage: Eukaryota; Metazoa; Chordata; Lepidosauria; Squamata; Colubridae
Gene: GRPEL2
Product: GrpE like 2, mitochondrial
Exons: 4
Coding region: 69-761 (230 amino acids)
Biological process (GO): protein folding; protein import into mitochondrial matrix
Cellular component (GO): PAM complex, Tim23 associated import motor
Molecular function (GO): protein homodimerization activity; adenyl-nucleotide exchange factor activity; protein-folding chaperone binding
Source: RefSeq, a predicted model, not a curated record
UUGUCCCGGGGGCGUCUGGGAAGCCGCGGGUCCGUUUCGCUCAGUCGUGCGGAGGCGACGGUGACGGUAUGGCAGCGAGCAGGUCUGUGCGAGCGGCGCGGAGUUGCUUGAGCCCUUUGCUCCACUUGAAUUACCCUCGGUUCCACUCCAACAGAGGUUUGCUCUUCGCCUUCAGCACUGCUGCACAACAAAAGAGCACAGGGGAUGAUUGUGGCCCAGAAGAUCCUCAGAAUGAACCUAAACAGAUCUUGAGGGGAGAAAAUUUAGAACACAAGACCAUCAAGCUAGAAGAACAACUCCGUGUCUUAACAGAACAAUACCAAAGAGCCCUGAUGGAUUCUGAAAAUGUCAGACGUAGAACACAAAAAUUUGUUGAGGAUGCUAAGAUUUUUGGCAUCCAGAGUUUCUGUAGAGAUCUGGUAGAAGUAGCAGAUAUCCUGAACACCACUUUGGAGAUUGUUGUAGAAGAUGAUGAUGACCCAACUCUGCACCUCAAUAAGAUCUGCGAAGGCCUGACUCUUAUAGAAGUCAAACUACAACGCAUCUUUACUAAGCACGGUCUGCAAAAAAUGAACCCCAUUGGUGGCAGAUACGACCCCUAUGACCAUGAAAUCGUGUGUCAUGUGCCAGCAGAAGAUAUGCAACCGGGUACUGUGGCUUUAGUGACUGUGGAUGGUUACAAACUUCAUGGCCGCACCAUCAGACAUGCACAUGUAGGGGUGGCAGUAGAAUCUCAAGAAAGUGAUGAACCUGCAUCUUAGUAAUUAGGAUCCUAUGAACUUAUUUCUUUUGUCCACAUCAUCAUUGCUGCUUUAUUUAUUAAGCCACACCGGUAUGAUUUGCUGGUCUCUCAGGAUUGGCAUGAUCAUUUGGCCUUCCUUUUCAAGAUGUUAUUAUUCAAUGUUAGUUUUUCCUGUUAUGUAAAGAUAUUUUUUUGGUUGUUUCACAAUUGUGGUGUCCUCUUUUCUGAUCAUUAAUUUUAAGCCUGCAUUAAAAGGAAUGUAGGAUUCAUUCCAACAAUGCACAGACCUAUUGAAAAGUCAGUAAAAUCCGAUUGAUUUCAAUAGGUCUGUUCAAGGGUGACUAAAACUGGAUCCUGUUCUCUGAAAAAAGACUUUCCUCCAAGAUUUAUUUUUAAUUUGCUUGUUAAUCACACUAUUGUUCCCAUUUUCCUUUUUUAUAAUCUGUGAUAUACAUUUCAUCUGAGCUUUAUUUACAGUAACCCAGAGUCAUUCCUAUUUCAAUCUGGGGUUUUUUUCCAUUUAUUUUUUUAUCCAUGUGUUAUUUAAGACAUUCUCCUUAAGCAAUACAAGAUUUUUUUUUUAAAAAAAAACUUUAAAUAUGUGGACAACGGUAGAUCUGUGGUUCUUUUACAAUCGACCAAGUACAUCUUUUGGAGAAGAUUCUAGGUACCACUUAACCACUUAAGUCUAAGAUUGCCUUUCUUCUGAACCCAAUUUCAACCGUUCUUGGGCAUUUUUAACCCAAGAAUGCAUGUGCCAAGUCUUCAAGCUUCAACACUUUUCUUCUUGGAUGUUUCCUAGAUUUGGCUUUGCAUCUCGAAAUUUCCCUGAGUGCUUUGGCCAGUAAAAGAACAUUCUUGGUCCUAAAUUACUUCUGAAAACGGAUGCAUAAAUAUAAUCUUUGUUUUCUUGAACUUUUCAAGAAGCUGCUUUCAAGUAGAGAUACGAUACUCAUCUUAUCUUACAAGAAUGGUUUGGCUAAUUUAAAAUGGUGAAGUAUUUUGAAGAUGAAUAUCUCUGGGGUACUGAGUAAUAUUAUACCCAGCCGAAUAAUUUAUGAAGUUGUUUUCCUCUUAAAUUGAUUUUGGUCUUCCACAUUAUGAUCUAGCUAUCCCACCAAACCCACAAAUUCGGGAUCACGAUUUUCCACAUUUCAUGAAUUGGCUUAAUUCAAUAAAAGGUCCUCUAAAUGUAGCAUUUUAAACUGGGAAAAAUCAAUACUUAGUAUAAAAGUAUACUUUAUACUUAGUAUAAAACACAUGUCUUUCAUGGAACAGGUCAGUUCCUAAUACUUCAGGUUGUCGAGUCUCUUGCAACAAGAUCCUUGUUGUGAAGGAUCUUCCCUUGGGACUAUGUAUUGAACUGUAUUAUCUAACAAUGACUGGACUAGAUGAAUUAGUGAACAGCAAUAUAUGAAUGAUUCAUGGACUGUUAACAAUUCUGCAAAUAAUCUGCUGCCAUUUUCCAGCAUAGCCUGACAUAUUAUCACCAGUGGUGGAAAUGAUGAAUGAUAUUGGCCUUUUUGCAGAGGUUUUCAACUUUGGGAUAAUGACUAUGCAUAUGUUAACAGAGAGAAAUAUUAAUUUAGAAAUGAUUAGAUG